ACCAGAGACCGAGAAACAGCUAAACAUAGAGAGGAGGUGGGAGGAGGAAGGAGUAGAGAAGUGGUUUCCCCUAGUGGGGCAGGGCCAAGAAAGAAGACACAUUUACCGGUACUAACAUCCUCCCUACAUCUCACUUCUGGGUAACCCAUAUUAUUGUGCAUCUUAAUUUCAGUACCCCCCAACCCAACUUCUAUUCUGGACUCCUCCAGAAGAAGGUCAUCCUCCUAUUCUGCCAAUUUAGGAAGCAGUCGAAAAGAUGUUGAAAAACGGGGGCCCCUUAAGCCCCAAGGACUUUGCUCAAUUACAGGAAUAUAUGGAAUAUUCAACCAAGAAAGUCAGUGAUGUCCUAGCUCUGUUCAAUGAAGAUGGAGAAUUGGCUCAGUAUCUCCAGGGAGAUUCCAUAGGAUAUGAAGGGUUUCAGCUCUUCCUGAAAGCCUACCUGGAGGUGAAUAAUGUUCCUCCACAACUGAGCCAAGCACUUUUUGGGUCCUUCCAGACUAUAGAGUCUCAAAAACAAGGUGAUGAACAAGAAGUAGCCUUGAUCUGUCUCAGUGAUGUCUCCUGCUAUUUCUCCUUACUGGAAGGUGGACGGCCUGAAGACAAGCUAGAAUUUACCUUCAAGCUAUAUGAUACAGACAGAAAUGGACUUUUGGACAGCUCGGAAGUGGACAGAAUUAUCACCCAAAUGAUGCGUGUGGCAAGAUAUCUGGACUGGGAUGUAACUGAGCUGAGACCAAUUUUGCAGGAGAUGAUGAAAGAGAUUGACUAUGAUGGCAGUGGUACAGUCUCUCUGGCUGAGUGGGUACGAGGUGGAUCUACCACUGUGCCUCUGCUGGUGCUGUUGGGACUAGAGGUGAGCUUGAAGGAUGAUGGGCAGCACAUGUGGCGACUGAAGCAAUUUUCCCGUCCAGCUUAUUGUAAUGUAUGUGAGACAAUGCUGCUCGGGAUAACCAAGCGGGGACUCUCUUGUACCUUUUGUAAAUUCACAGUACAUGAGCGCUGUGCCAAGAAGGCUUCUCCCUGUGAAGUCAGCACCUAUGCCAAGUCCAAGAAAGACACUGGUGCCCAGACCCAUGUGUGGGUUCGUGGAGGCUGUGACUCUGGACGCUGUGACUGUUGCCAAAAGAAGAUAAGGAAUUUCCAAAGCCUGACAGGACUGCAUUGUGUGUGGUGCCAUUUCCAGAUCCAUGAGGAUUGUCUCUCUACCAUGAGCCCUGAAUGUGACUGUGGGAUGCUCCGUGACCACAUCCUGCCUCCCUCAGCCAUCUAUCCUUGUAUCCUGGACCGCCAGAACUUGAGCUCCAGGAAUGUGGAUGAAUUACAACAUUUGGUCCCUGAUGGGCAGGCCCUGCGGAUUAUUCCAGUCCCCAACACCCACCCACUCCUCGUCUUUGUAAACCCCAAAAGUGGUGGGAAGCAGGGGGAAAGGGUCCUUCGAAAGUUCCAGUACCUGCUGAAUCCACGACAGGUUUACAACCUUGCAAAGGGGGGUCCCGAACCAGGGCUCAAGUUCUUCAAGGACCUCCCAGAUUUCCGGGUAUUGGUAUGUGGAGGAGACGGCACAGUAGGCUGGAUCCUAGAUGCCAUUGACAAGGCCAGCUUCUCUAACCCACCACCAGUAGCUGUGCUUCCCCUAGGCACAGGGAACGACCUAGCUCGAUGCCUAAGAUGGGGAGGAGGUUAUGAUGGGGAGAACUUAUCGAAGAUACUCAAGGACUUAGAGUUAAGUGAAACAGUAUAUAUGGAUCGAUGGUCUGUGGAGGUGAUUCCUCUGGACCCCCAAGAAAAGAGUGAUCCAGUUCCCUACAACAUCAUCAACAAUUACUUCUCCAUUGGUGUGGAUGCCUCUAUUGCUCACCGAUUUCAUAUCAUGAGGGAGAAACAUCCUGAGAAGUUCAACAGCAGGAUGAAGAACAAGCUGUGGUACUUGGAGUUCGCCACAUCUGAGUCCAUCUUCUCCACAUGCAAAAAGCUGGAAGAGUCUGUUUCAGUGGAGAUCUGUGGGACACCUUUGACACUGAGUGACCUAUCCUUGGAGGGCAUUGCAGUCCUAAAUAUUCCCAGCAUGCAUGGAGGCUCCAACCUCUGGGGAGACAAAAAGCGACCCUCCAAAGAUGCUCAGGGUUUAGAUUUUGCUUCUGUGCCUCCUGAAGCAAUCACCAACCCUGAAGCCCUGAAAACCUGUGUACAAGAUCUGAGUGACAAACGACUGGAGGUGGUAGGACUAGAAGGAGCAAUUGAAAUGGGUCAGAUAUAUACCAGGCUGAAGAAUGCCGGACACCGGAUUGCUAAAUGCUCCCAAAUUACUUUUCGGACUAAAAAAGCCCUACCCAUGCAGAUCGACGGGGAACCCUGGAUGCAGGCACCAUGUACUAUCCAGAUCACGCACAAGAAUCAAAUGCCUAUGCUUAUGGGCCCCCCACCACGCUCCUCCAACUUCUUCAACCUUUGGUCCUGAGGGAAGGGCUCUUCAGCCCCUCUUCUUCAUUUCCCUAGGCUUUCCUCUACAUCUAUGCUACCCACCCCCUGCUCCUCCCUUGGUGAGCUUGGGUGGGCUCCUUCCCCUCACAAAUAUUUAUUGUCCCACUCUGCUUCCCUUCCUGCUCAACAUAACACAUUGAAAGUGCCUCAUCUGAAUAAAAUCGUUUGGUUUUUCACUAAACAA
Molecule: messenger RNA, 2665 nt
Organism: Antechinus flavipes (yellow-footed antechinus)
Lineage: Eukaryota; Metazoa; Chordata; Mammalia; Dasyuromorphia; Dasyuridae
Gene: DGKA
Product: diacylglycerol kinase alpha
Exons: 23
Coding region: 257-2458 (733 amino acids)
Biological process (GO): diacylglycerol metabolic process; lipid phosphorylation; intracellular signal transduction
Cellular component (GO): plasma membrane
Molecular function (GO): ATP-dependent diacylglycerol kinase activity; calcium ion binding
Source: RefSeq, a predicted model, not a curated record